This is a messenger RNA of Pseudozyma flocculosa PF-1, 1854 nucleotides long. RefSeq lists its product as uncharacterized. Gene Ontology annotation, biological process: mitochondrial translation; tRNA aminoacylation for protein translation. Bases 1 to 1854 code for a protein of 617 amino acids. NCBI's taxonomy places the organism in Eukaryota, Fungi, Basidiomycota, Ustilaginomycetes, Ustilaginales, Ustilaginaceae. Gene Ontology annotation, cellular component: mitochondrion. The record is from RefSeq and is a predicted model, not a curated record. Gene Ontology annotation, molecular function: aminoacyl-tRNA ligase activity; ATP binding. The transcript is spliced from 2 exons.
AUGUCCUCCCAAGCAUCCCCCGAGCUGGCCGCGCAGAUCGCCUCGCUCCAAAAGGCGCGAGACGAGCAGGCCGCCAAGGUCAGCCAGCUCAAGUCGCAAAAGGCAGAGUCGGCCGCCAUCAAGGCUGAGGUCGACGUCCUCCUCGCCCUCAAAAAGCAGCUCGAGGGCCUCGGCAUCGUGGACCCCAGGUCCGUCUCGUCGUCGAGCAAAAAGGCGGGCGGAUCCGCAAACAAGUCGGCAUCCGCCGCAGCCUCGUCGUCGUCGUCCAAGGGCGCCGCACCCGUCGCCUACACGCUCAAGACGCCAAAGGGCACCCGCGACUGGGAGCCCCUCGCCAUGUCGCUCCGCAAAAAGAUCUUCAGCACCAUCGAGGAGGUCUUUAGCAGCCACGGCGCAGUCACCAUCGACACGCCCGUCUUCGAGCUCAAGGAGAUCCUCUCGGGCAAGUACGGCGAGGACAGCAAGCUCAUCUACGACCUCCAGGACCAGGGCGGCGAGCUCUGCAGCCUCCGCUACGACCUCACCGUCCCCUUUGCCCGCUUCGUCGCCAUGAACCAGACCGAGUACGGAAACAUCAAGCGCUACCACAUCGCCAAGGUCUACCGCCGCGACCAGCCCGCCAUGUCAAAGGGCCGCUUCCGCGAAUUCUACCAGUGCGACUUUGACAUCGCCGGCGUCUACGACCCCAUGCUCCCCGACUCGGAGAUCCUCUGCAUCCUCGUCGAGGCCCUCGACGCCCUCGGCAUCGACGGCUUCACCAUCAAGCUCAACCACCGCAAGAUCCUCGACGGCAUCUUUGACGUCUGCGGCGUCCCCGCCGACAAGAUCCGCACCAUCUCGAGCGCCGUCGACAAGCUCGACAAGUCGCCCUGGUCCGAGGUGAGGCGCGAGAUGGUCGUCGACAAGGGCCUCGACGAGGCCGUCGCCGACAAGAUCGGAGAGUACGUCAAGCACCGCGGCGGCCGCGACCUCCUCGAGCGCCUCGAGCACGACGCCGUCCUCUCGGCCCACCCGACCGCCUCCCAGGGCCUCAAGGACAUGGCGCUCCUCUUUGACUUCCUCGACGUCUACGGCAUCACCGACCGCAUGAGCUUCGACCUCAGCCUCGCCCGCGGCCUCGACUACUACACGGGCAUCAUCUACGAGGCCGUCACCGCCGCCUCGGCGCCGCCGGGCUUUGCCGGCAAGGACGGUGGUGCCCCGUCGGCAGCGGUGGCGGCGGGAGGCGAGGCCGACAAGCCCAAGAAGGCGGCGGCGGCGGCGGCCAAGAGCGGUGGCGACGACGAGGUCGACGAGUCGACGGUGGGCGUGGGCUCGAUUGCCGCCGGCGGCCGGUACGACAACCUGGUGGGCAUGUUUAGCGGCAGCAAGAAGCCCGACGCGGUGCCGUGCGUGGGCGUGUCGAUUGGCGUCGAGCGCGUAUUUGCCAUCAUGAUGCAGCGGCUGCGCGAGCGCGAGGCAAAGGGCGAGCGCACCGGCGUCCGCUCAAAGGACGUCGAGGUGUACGUCAUGAGCGUCGGCGACGGCCUGCUCAAGGAGCGCAUGAGCGUCGCCAAGCUCCUCUGGAACGCCGGCAUCAAGGCCGAGUUCAUGUACAAGAACAAGCCCAAGCUGCCGGCGCAGUUUUCGGCCGUGGAAAAGGAGGGGAUCCCGUACGCCGUGAUGCUGGCGCCGGCCGAGUGGAACGCCGAGUCGGGGAGAACGGUGCGGGUCAAGCAGCAAAAGGGCAAGGACUCGGCCGAGGGGCAGAGCCAGGGCGACGUCGUGGCGCUCGAUGACCUCGUCGACUACCUCAAGCGCGUCGGCGCCGGCCGCAACGCCGUCGCGCUCAAGGACCGGACCCGCAUCGUCUAG